Macrobrachium nipponense is the source of this 6190-nucleotide messenger RNA. RefSeq names its product store-operated calcium entry regulator STIMATE-like. NCBI's taxonomy places the organism in Eukaryota, Metazoa, Arthropoda, Malacostraca, Decapoda, Palaemonidae. The transcript is spliced from 7 exons. The coding region runs from base 290 to 1171 and encodes 293 amino acids. The record is from RefSeq and is a predicted model, not a curated record. Gene Ontology annotation, cellular component: membrane.
GAAUCUGUUUUGUUUCGAUUGUUUAUUUCGGAAUUGUUACGCAUUUUGUCCAAUGAAGAUAUCGUGAGUGAUAUAUUAAGAAAAGAAAGAUACAUUCUGGAACACUAGACCAGAAUAGUUUACUUUCGUUAGUAGGAUGUCUGUCAAAGUUGGGUGAUUUCUCUGGCCUUGAUUGGACUACCCUAGGUACUACUCGGGUGAUUUAAGCAGUGCUUCUUCAUUCCACUUUGCUCAGAGGAGGUCUAAAACCAAAGAUUAGAUCUGAAGGCAUUCCAGUAAGCUCUCUAAUAUGGGAAGUAAUAGCCCAGUUGUUUUAAAUUCUGGGCUAAAUGCUGCGCCACCACUAAUAAACAGCACAGUGGACGCCAGCGUGUGUGGCAAGGAUGCAUUAACCGAUAGCUAUGGGUGGUUUAUCCAGGCUCUUCUGGCUAGCCUGGCUUUUGGACUCUUGAUUUUGAAGCGAUUUUGUGAGCCAAGAAAGCAUCGUAGAUCAUGGCUAGUGUGGUUUUAUGAUACUUCCAAACAGGGUCUUGGAGCCAUGAUAGUUCAUUUUUGUAAUGUUUUUUUAUCUGAAGCAUUUCGAGGGGAUCCUUGCACAUGGUACAUUAUCAGCUUUCUUUUAGAUUCAACUCUGGGCCUAGUGAUUAUAUGGGUUGGCAUUCGUCUUAGUAUCCACAUUGGCCAGACACAGGGCUAUCCUACAAUAGUAUUUGGUGAAUAUGGUCGGCCUCCAUCAGUUCGGGCAUGGGGUCAUCAAUGUGGUGUGUAUAUAGGACUCAUGGUCAUAGAGAAGAUAGUUAUUACAGGUCUCCUAGCUUUCCCAUUUUGGUCUAAUGUACGAGAUCUCAUACUUGCUCCUAUCAAGGAUCCACAAGCGAGGGUAGUCAUCGUUGUGCUAGUCAUUCCAUUUUUCAUUAAUGCUCUUAUCUUCUGGGUGACCGACAACUUCCUCAUGUUGAAGGUUCAUCGGCCAGUCCGCACUGAGGAGGACCCUUAUGAAGAUGCUUCUUCAGGGUCUUCCAGAAACUACAGUAAGGUUCGCUACAAAAGGAGAGAUGUGCAGCAGGAUGAUGAAUCCGAUAUACUGCUGUCGUCGUCUUCAAAUGAUGAUGAGCUUCUUGGUAAAAAUGAAAACCUCCAGGAAAGACAUGUCGGUCGUACAGUUACAUAACUACGUAGUGUCUAGUUGUUGAGUAAGAGUUUGUAAUGGUAGAUAGUAAUUAUUUGAAUCUCGAAAAUAUAAUCUCAUGAAAUUAUAUUCGUCUUACUUGUGUGAUAUCGCCAGUGAAAAUACAACACUCAGUUGUAGUACUUUAGCAAAAAAAAAAAAUGUAUUUUUAUCAUGUGUUUUAGAAUACAAACUUUAUGGUGAUUUACUCCAUGUCAGUUUAUUACAAUUUAAAGUUAUUUUAUGAUAAGAGUUUCUUUUUAAGGAAAUUUUAAGCAGUGGUUCCUAAUCUAUUAGGUAAAUCAAAUUAUUAUGCUAGGAAAUAUUUAAGUUUCAUUGGCAUUAGUACCUUUACUGUACCUUCCUUUGUCAAAUAAAAUAUAAUUAAUACUUAAUAAUUAUAUUUUAUGUAUAUAUUUUGUUUUACCAAAUGUUUUACCAGAAGUUCAGUUGUUUACACACACAAAGGGAUUGGGACCCUAAUGUUUACUAGCCCAAGGUGAUAGUUAGAAUAUGCAUUAUACAGUUUGAAAGGAGGUGCCUCAGGAUUCUAAAUUAUAAGUCUUUAUUGUAAGAGGAAUUCACCAAAGAAGCUUUCUUUUUGUUAAAUGGUGGUACAGGGGAAAUGUAUAAGUUCUCCUGGCAUCACAAGUCAUGUGCGACUUCUUGUUAAGUGAGUAUUUGGAGGUGCAUGUUAGUAGGUGCUUUUAGGUACUGUGUGGGAUUGUGUAAGAUUUUGUAUUUAUGAUUGGUAAGCCUUCACCCACAGUCUCAGUUGUCAGUUUUGCUGAGAAAAUUAGAAGUUAUUUUGAUACAAUUUAUAAGGAUUACUCAGUAAUUGUGUUGUGUAUCAGCAUAUAAGGGAUGUUUCAAACAUAUUGUUAACAAUUAAGAAAAAAUGUCCAGAGAGGUUUUGUAUAUUUUUGUGUAUUUGUGCCUUUUUUGUAUGGUAAAAUAUAUUUAAUGUAUACUUCCACCAUGUGUGUGUGUACAGUAAUAAUACAAGUACUGUAGCUAUAAAGUUACCAGCUUACUGUUUGCCUCAAAUCUUUUGGAAGAUUUUAUAUCAACUAGUACAUAGAGGUAUAGGUAAGGUGAGAUCAAUGAGGCAUUUAGAAUAAAGUGACUUGGGUAUUUUUAUAAUGUGAAGAUCUGUUUUUUUUCCACUUGUGUGUGCAAGUCGUGGUAGUUGCAUUUUGCAAGUACAGUAAAUAUCAACUGUAACUGUAGUCAGUUUAUUAGUGUAUAAGUAUAGUAUUCUCUUUUUACAUCUUAGUUUCUGUGUCAUGUGCCUUGAUGAGUAUGUUUUUCCUAACUUGUCUUUUGAGUGGUGUGCUGUUUGAUUCAGAGUUCAGCAUCCUCCCAGUGUAUCAUUGCAUACACUGCUAAUUUUAUAAUAAUAUAAUAUAUUUUAGGAGGACAUGGACUAUUUUUCUUUUAUUUGAUUUUUAAAGUAAUUCUAAAAGUGGAAAACAUCCAAACCCUUUAAUGAAAUCUUACAGCAUAGCAUAUUACAACCAUAGUUCCUUUUAAGAAAUGCUUAUUGCUUAAUACUUACAUUUUAAGAUCUAUAUAUUUCAGGUAAAAAUUUUCCCAGAUAACUGUUUUAAAUAGACUUCAGAAUAUGAUUCUGCAUACUGUGAGUUUAUAUAGGAAAGUAAAAUUUGAAAAUGCAAUUAUUUAAGGAGUUUAGUGCACAUAGAAAGAAGUUGUAUAUUUUUGUUUUAUGAAGGAUUGAAGACUUUUUGAUGUUCAGUAUUAUUUAGGGAGGAUCAUGAAGAAGCUGUCAAUAUUUUGUUCCUCCCCUCCAGAUCAAGUACCUUGUUUUUCAGUAGUGAAUCUUCAGCCUUGUGGUUCCCAGUGACUGGCCCUCAUGCUCUAAGGUUCCUCUGUAACUCUAGUGGCUUUGCAAAAGUUAGUAAGAAAUGCAGAGUUUAUUGAUUGCUAAAUAAUAGGCCUUAGAUUGUUGUUUUCAGUAUUUUGUUUUGAUAAUUUUUUCCUAAUCAUCUUUAGAUUAGAAUCCCCUGCCACUUCAUUUAUUCCUGAACAUAUAAAUUUCUCCUGUUUUUAACAAAUACCCCCCCUAUAUUAAGCCAAACAAAUAUUUUGAAGUGAAGUUUUAUGAAAAUGUACUGUAUAUAAGUAUGCAGGCUUUCACUGCAUAUGUGAUAUACAUAUAGAAGCAGUCUGUGGUAUUUCAUAUAAUGGCAUGUACUAUUGUGCUGAUGUAUAUUAAAAUUCAAAGAAUGCCUUCACAUUACAAGAAGACUCUGUAAUCAUUCAGGUUUGCUGAAUUUCAUUUCAUAUUGGUGCUGAGUUUAAGUUGACUUGUGAAAAAAUGCCCAUGGUAUUGUAACAAACUUUUGUGUGUAUAGGAGCAGUUAGAUCAACAUUUAUUGGAUUGGUUUGUUAAGUGAAAAAAAAUUGAGGAUCUUGUAGAGUUUGAGGAACAUUGUGUGCUUCUAAAGUAAGAGUUUCAAAUUUUUAUGCUGGAAAGGAAUGUUAUGUUUUGGAAGUAAUACAUGCAACUGAAGGAGUGUUGCAGUAUUCAAAAAUCUUAAGAAGGAUGCAGCUUUAUUCAAAAAUCUUAAGAAGGAUGCAGCUUUUCAUUUGAAGCCACGUUGCUGCUGCAUGUCCUUUUGACAGUUUUUUAAAAUUACUUUGUAGGUUUUAUUUUUAUCAUGACUCUGUAGCACUAUUUUAACUGGAGUGAAUAAAGGACCAAAUCUUUAAAUAGUAGUACAGUACGUACAUAGGAUAUUCUGUACUGGAAAUGAUUUCACAUUCUAUUUGCUUGAUAUACGGAGAUAUUCCAUAAUGAACACGUAGGAUAUUCUUGGAUAGAUGUUACCUAGGAUGGCUAUGUUUUGUAUAAUGUACUACAUGGAAAAUUCACCAGUGGAAAUUGCCCAGGAUACAUAGUGGGUUUUCACUGAUAAUAAUCAAGGAUAUUCUGCUUUACAUUUUGUAUGGAAUGUUCUGAGUUUAGUUAGCAUGCAUUUCAACAUGAAGAUUAGAAAUUUAAUAUAUUUGAGCUAUAUCGCAAAUCUCAUAUUUUUGCUUGGAUAGCAAUUGAUUAUAUUACUGCUAUGAUUUGUCUUUUUUUAGUAUUUUAAUUAUUAUUAUUAUUAUUAUUAUUAUUAUUAUUAUUAUUAUUAUUAUUAUUAUUAUUAUUAUUAUUAUUGUUAUUGAUAUUAUUAUUAUUAUUAUUAUUAUUAUUAUUAUUAUUAUUAUUAUUAUUAUUAUUAUUAUUAUUUUUAUUAUUAUUAUUAUUAUUAUUAUUGGUUGCAGGUCCACAAUAAUAUAGCUGUGUGAGGGCUGAUUGCAAGUUACCUUUUUUGGACUUAAUAGUCAUUAGAGAUCACAAUAAUCAGAAAUUUAAAUUCUCUGUCUAUUGUAAAACAACCAACUCAGAAAGUUACAUACAUUUUUAUUCAUUCCAUGCCAAUAAUAAUAAGAACAAUGUAGUUAUGAACUUUGCCCUACGUGCAUUUAAAAUAUGCGACCCAAGAGUUUGUUGAGGGAGAAAUCCAUCGCUUAGGAUCAACUUUCAGAGGACUGAGAUGCCUCAAUCAUUUUAUUGACAAAGCCAUUUCACGAGCUAAGCAAGAAAUUUAUUGUCCUGUUAACACUCCCAAGGAAAAGCCUAACGGAUAUUUACCCCUCCCAUUUAAUCCCAGUCUCAACAGGUUAUGGAAAGAUACUAAGAUAGUUUUCAAAUACCCUAACACGAUUAGCCAUGAACUAAUUAUAAACAACAAUAAUGACAAGAAUCCUAUAAUGCGAGGAGUGUACAAAAUCCUCAGUCAAGAUUGUAAGGGAAAAUAUUUUGGGGUCAGUGGAAGAGGACUACAACUCAAUUAGGGGAACACAAACGUGCAUAUGCAUUUCAUGCACAAAACAAUGCCAUAGUCUCGCAUGCCUUCAGCAACAACCACAGACUGAAUUAGGAUGGAGCCGACAUCAUUUUUUAAAAUAACCAUGUCCACACGAGAAGACUGGUGGAAGGUGCCGCCAUAUAUUUAGGGAUGCUUUUUAUGGAAACAAAUCGUUCGUUGGGGAAGAUGCUUUAGUCAAUUUUUAAAUUCUUACGAUCUUCAUUAUAAAUUUUUAUUUUAAGAAAAGCUCUGUUUUUCCUCCGCCUGUUGCUGCCUCCUCUUCUGCUCUCCACCCUCAGACAGAAUACAACAGAGGGGACCUUACGUCUAGCAACCUUGUAUCCACACCAUUGCAGCCCACUAGACGUUCCAGUAGAAUAGCAAACGGGAAUAUACUAAUAUUAACAGCGGAAUUACAUAGUUAGGCAGUUGAGCGCUUCCUUCAUUUGUGUUCUUUGUUGUGGAAUUUUACUACCACUGGCACUUGUCCUGCUCAGAAGUUUACUUCAAUGAAUUUUUAGUCACAGAGUUCAUGUGACUGAGGAUGAACCUAGCACAAGGUUUGAAAGCUAUUGCUAUUUAUUAAAGAACAUCAACUCUCCCACAGCUAUAUUAUUGUGGACCUGCAUCCAUUAUCAUAAUUUUCAAUGCGGAAAACUGUGUUCAUUAUUAUUAUUGUUUAUUAUUAUUAUUAUUAUUAUUACAGUAUGUAGAUAGCUACAUAUAAGUGUCUAUUGUGAGGUUAAGUUUCAGUAUAAUUUUCAUGUUAUUUUUGGUAUUAGUUUCAGCGUACUGAAUUAUUACAUGUGUUUAUUUCCUUAAAGAAAAUGGAUUUUUCUUAAGAGUUUUAUUUCUCUUGUAUUUUCAAUUUGAGUGGCUUUUCCAUUUUUUAUCUACUGUUUUCUGAUUGCUAACUUUCAUGACAGAUGUCUUCCCUUGACUUGAUUACCUCUUCAUUCUUCCUCAUUUUCAGAAGUUGUAAAAAUAUUUGUCUUUCAGUGGCAUUUACCUCUUCUUGAUGAAAUUGUCCUGUAUUCAGAGGAGGAGAUGAUGUAUGUAGAUCUCUGAAGAUUUCUUCACCCGUCCAGUGAAGUCAUUAUUCUAUGUGGCUGUUCCCUAUGAAAUAUACAUUUUGGCAUAAUAA